Messenger RNA from Arthroderma uncinatum, 1533 nucleotides. Its product is annotated as aromatic-L-amino-acid decarboxylase. The transcript has 3 exons. The record is from RefSeq and is a predicted model, not a curated record. Gene Ontology annotation, biological process: amino acid metabolic process. Bases 1 to 1533 code for a protein of 510 amino acids. Lineage: Eukaryota; Fungi; Ascomycota; Eurotiomycetes; Onygenales; Arthrodermataceae. Gene Ontology annotation, molecular function: pyridoxal phosphate binding; carboxy-lyase activity.
AUGGAGCAGGAACAGUUCCGCAUAGCUGCUCAUGCGGCUGUUGAAGAGAUAAUCCAAUACUUCAACAGCCUGCCGUCGCAGCAAGUCCUCCCGGACGUCGAGCCCGGAUAUCUGAAAUCUCGUCUCCCUCCAUCCGCUCCCCAAGACCCGGAGCCAUGGAGUCUGAUACAGGCAGAUAUCGAGACCAAGAUCAAGCCUGGCGUCACGCACUGGCAGUCGCCGAAUUUCAUGGCCUUCUUCCCGUCCAUUGUUACCUACCCGAGCAUCCUCGGUGAGAUGUACUCGGCCACCUUCACGGCGCCCGCGUUCAACUGGCUAUGCUCUCCGGUCGUUACGGAGUUGGAGAUCACGGUCCUUGACUGGGUUGCAAAGGCCCUAGGACUGCCAGACUGCUUUCUCAGCACACCUCCGAGCCAAGGUGGCGGCGUGAUACAGGGCAGUGCGAGUGAGGCCGUCAUCACUGUCAUGGUGGCUGCCCGGGAAAGGUAUGCCAGAGACAUCGUGAGGGCAGAGGGCCUCGAGGAAGACUCCGAGGAGUGGGAAGAUCGCAUGAUAGAGGUCAAGUCGAGGUUUGUCUCCCUGGGGAGUGAUCAAGCGCAUAGCUGCACCGCAAAGGCCGCGCGCAUUGUCGGCACCAGGCAUAGGAGUGUCCCGGCUCGUCUAAAGGAUGACUUUGCCAUGACCGGAGCUGCUCUCAGGGAGGUGCUUGAAAAGUGCGAGAAGGACGGUCUUACUCCUUACUAUAUAACUACCACUCUGGGGACGACGAGUACAUGUGCUACUGACAGGUUCGCUGAGAUCAAAGCCGUUUUGAACGAAAAGGAGUCAUGGAAGAGGAUAUGGGUACAUGUCGAUGCUGCAUACGCUGGAGCUGCGCUUAUAUGUGAUGAAUACCAAUAUAUUGCCAAAGAAUGGAGUGAGGGGGUUGACAGUUUCAACUUCAACAUGCACAAGUGGCUUCUCGUCAACUUCGAUGCCAGUUGUCUGUUCAUACGGAACCAAGUCGACUUGACAUCUGCUCUUGAUAUCACUCCUCACUAUCUCCGCAACCCUCAUUCUGACGCCGGCGCAGUUACUGACUAUCGGAACUGGCAACUUCCCCUGGGGAGGCGUUUCCGGUCGCUGAAGAUAUGGUUCGUCUUGCGGUCUUAUGGAAUCAAGGCCAUGCAAGCACAUAUUCGCAAUGGGAUAGACUUAGGCAAAACGUUUGCGGAAUUGAUUCGUAGCCAGAGCGAUUUGUUUGAAAUCGUGACUCCGCCCGCGUUUGGCUUGACAGUUUUCCGUAUUACCGACAAGGCAGCUCUGCAAGUUACUGGUGGCGAUAGCAACUCUGUUACCCGCGAGAUCUACGAACGUAUCAACGCCGGCAAGGAAGUUUACCUGACAUCCUCCGUCGUCGAGGGGGUGUACGUCAUUCGUGUGGUGAGUGCAAAUGAACUUGCCGAAGAGAAAUAUAUCAGAAAUGCCUUUGAUAUACUCGUUCGUGUGACCAAGGAAGUGUUGUCUGGUCAAGGAACUAUCAAAAAACAUUAA